Messenger RNA from Zeugodacus cucurbitae (melon fly), 1820 nucleotides. RefSeq names its product DNA-directed RNA polymerase II subunit Rpb4. The record is from RefSeq and is a predicted model, not a curated record. The transcript has 5 exons. Gene Ontology annotation, biological process: chromatin remodeling; transcription initiation at RNA polymerase II promoter; nuclear-transcribed mRNA catabolic process, deadenylation-dependent decay. The coding region runs from base 150 to 1751 and encodes 533 amino acids. Lineage: Eukaryota; Metazoa; Arthropoda; Insecta; Diptera; Tephritidae. Gene Ontology annotation, molecular function: transcription coactivator activity; translation initiation factor binding; nucleotide binding. Gene Ontology annotation, cellular component: SAGA-type complex; RNA polymerase II, core complex; nucleus.
AUGGCAGCACUGAAAUUUCCAAACGUCAAAACCUACAAAAGCCGCCUUGGCGUAGUAGAAUUUUAUUUAAUACGUGAAUUCCUGCAUUAAUUUUGUCGUAAAACUGAAAUUUCACUUUUAAACAGCUAAAUAAACAAAUUAAAAUCAAAAUGUCUUUCAUGAAUCCCGUGGAUAUGGUUGAGGAAGAUGCGGCGGAUCUGCAAUUUCCAAAGGUCAAAUUAGAAGUUCCAAACAGUUUGUCAAAAAUUAGCGCCAACCAGCAACAGCGCAUAACAAAAGUGCGCCCUCAAACUGAAACGAAAUAUGCCACAACUUACUAUAAUGCAGAAGAGUUCAACAGAACGCUCGAGCAACGCACCAAAGCCCUACAACAAUAUAAUGCGGAUUACAACGUAGCUAGUGUGCACAACGUGGAACGUUGUAGCACCUGUAAUUGUGAUCUGUACGAACCAUAUAUAAAGUGUCCUGAUUGUGAGUAUACGCUGCUAUGCAUGCAAUGCUUUGCACAGGGACGUGAGACUGCCACGCAUCUCAAUACACACUCGUAUAUCAUUGUGCGCGAUGAUAUACAAGUUUUCCCGGGCGCAAAUAACUGGACCGCCAGAGAUGAGCGUAUUCUAUUACACACACUCGAAAAGAAAGGCUAUGGCAAUUGGGAAGCAGUCACACAAGCAUUACAUUUUCGCCAUAGUGCUGAUGAAUGCCGUCUGCAUUAUCAUAAUUAUUAUUUUGGCGGCAUUUUCGAACGUCUGCUUGGUUUGACACACUCGAAAAAUGCCUACUUUCCCGAACGCAUGCCGUAUGUGGUGAAAAUGCGUUCGGUGGAUCCGCCACGUAGUGAUGAACCUGGCACAAUGCAAUUUAAAAUGAUGGCGGGUUAUCGCUGUGCACGUGGUGACUUCGAUACCGCCUACGACAAUUCAGCGGAAGACCUAUUGACCACAAUUAUGCAGGAUACCUUUGCCACGAAUGCUGCAACAGAUGAUUACGAAGAAAUGCUUGAUGAAAACAGUCGUAAUGUGUAUGAAGAAAUGCAAUUGGCUGUGGUGCGCGCUUAUAAUCAUCGAUUGAGAGAACGUCAACGGAGAUACAAAAUAAUGCGUGAUCAUGGUCUUAUAAUGCCAAAUCGUACGCUGGGCUGGAUUUCCAAAUACGGCGAAGCACUGGGCUCGGAGUCUAAUUGCAGUCGUUUUCUGUCAUUUAUGCAAAUCUGCAAUCCUAUUAAAUUUGAUAUGCUCGUUGAAUCGCUUAAGUAUUUUACAGACACACAGAAGACAAUUUAUCGUUUAUAUGAGCUGCGUCAGAAUGGUGUGCGCACUUUGGCAGGUGGCUCGUUAUAUUUCAAAUUAAAGAAACGUCGUGCACAACAACAACGUGAUCGCCUAAAAGAUGAUAACUAUCGACAACUGCACGAUUGGCGUAAGCUUAUACCCAGCGCGCAAACGCUCGUACCUAAUCCCUUUGCCACAGCCAAUGUGGUAAGCAAUCCGCGACGCAAAGCUGGACCCAUGGACAUAAUUGGCAUGCCCGGUUAUACCAGACUCACAGAUGGCGAACGCAAACUUUGCAGCGUCGAGCGUAUAGCGCCACAAGCAUAUAUUGAUUAUAAGAAUAUAUUAAUCGCGGAAAACAUGAAAAUGGGUCACUUGCGCUUGGCUGAUGCGCGGCGUUUAAUAAAGAUCGAUGUCAACAAAACGCGUCAAAUAUAUGAUUUCCUGAUUGAGAAUGGGCACAUUAAUAGACCCUUGUGAUAUGUGUCUAUUUUUUAGGUGUCGUAACAGCAUGUAACAACAACAAGCUUGUUUAAACUUCAGUAGUAG